AUGCUUGGGGUUCCUUCCAAAAUACUUUUAAUUUUCUAUGUUGUGGAUAUCAUAUCGAGUUUCAACAUAAAUUUUGGAACGAAACGAGAACUGCCAUCAUAUGUUGCAGUAUCAGAAAUUAUUGAAGAAUUCUAUAUAAGAAAUGCUUUAGAUUUAGAUAUAAUAACGUGUUCAAAUGACGUUGAAGGUACAAACUCGAUUGUUGAAUUCAUAUUGAGAAAUAUUCAAGAAUCAAUCAGUUAUCGAAUUGAAGAUUGCAAGAAUCUCAAAGAUUUGACUAAAAGAAGAUUUGUGUUGAUUAUCAUGGACCAUCUUAACACCGACCUUAUGAUCGAAGAAUUGACACCGGAUCGGUUUGAUUACAGUGGAUUUUAUUUGAUUUAUUACAUCGAUAACCAAAGUGACAAUGACAUUCUUCAUUAUUUGUUCAAAAAGUUGUCUGAUUUAUUCAUUUACAAUGUGAACGUCAUUUGUAACGAUUCAAGCGGCAUUCAACUCAGAACAUUUUUCUUCUUCAACGAGAGAAGUUGCAACUCAACUUAUCCACUUGUCAUUAACAAAUUCGAGAAAAAUCGAUGGACAUCGAAAGAUUUCUUUCCACGGAAAAUGAGAAAUCUAUUUGGAUGUCCAUUGAAAGUCGCUACGUUCAUUUAUGAACCUGCAGUGAUCAUGCAAGGAUCUUACGAUGACAGCAAUUACACUCUUGUGGGAAGUGAAGUGGAAAUUCUAAAAGAAAUUGCAAACGUUUUGAAUUUUUCAAUUCAAUAUAGUUUUGAUCCAUCGCCAGGUGCAUGGGGAAGUUUAAAACCAAAUGGUACAGCUGCUGGUGCAUAUUUGAAAAUCAUAAAUAAGGAAGUUGACUUAAUGAUUGGAACUCUUUCAAAAACGGAAACGAAAAGUUAUUUCAUCUCGUUUUCAUCUAUAAUAACAUUUGAUUCUGUACUUGUGGUCAUUCCUCCUGGUGCACCGUUCAGUGCAUUUGAGAAGUUGAUUCGACCUUUUGAUAAAUCAAUUUGGAUAUGUUUGAUGAUAAUUCUCUCACUUGGAUUCUUCAUUGUCAUUGCUGUAGCGCCGAAAUCUCGAUCCUUAAUGAGAAGAAUUAUCAUAGGAAAGGAAAUGAAGAUGCCGACAAUGAACAUAAUUGUGGCACUUGUUGGGGGAUCCCAACAUAUUUUACCGAAGAGAUCAACACCGAGAAUGCUUUUGAUGUCAUUUUUGCUUUUCUGUCUGGUCAUUCGAACUCUUUACACAGCUUCACUUUUUAAAUUUCUGCAAUCAGAUAACAACAAACCAACUCUUUCAUCCAUAAAAGAAGUCAUUGAUAAAGAGUUUGUGGUUUAUGUUUAUCCUACCUUCUAUGACCAUUACAAAGGCAUGAAAAUUUUGAAAAGGUAA
Molecule: messenger RNA, 1395 nt
Organism: Clunio marinus
Lineage: Eukaryota; Metazoa; Arthropoda; Insecta; Diptera; Chironomidae
Source: the annotation of a GenBank genome assembly